GGCAAGAGUUGGAUCCGACAGCUCUCCGAUACUUAGACAACAAAUUGGAUGUCAUGUCGAUUACGGCUCAGGAGGACGAGACGGGCCAAUACGGGCUGAUCGUACUCUUCAGGUUCGACAAUGUUAUCAAAUAUUGUUGGACUCAAGACAGACAACUGAGCGAUAAUUGCGAAGAGGAAAAUCUGAAAGUAUUGAUAGAUUGCAGCGAUUCUGAGCCUAACGUCAAUAAUGGGACAGAAAAUAUCGCAACACAUAAUAUAAAUGUUAAUAAUAUAACGGAAAAUGUAAGCAAACAAUUGGUCGACAGACAAGAGAUGCGUUCAGACGAUGGAAAGAAAGACUUUCCUAAAAGUAAAAGCGAUUCCGAUAUUGAUCUCCAAGUGCUCGAAGAGGUGGUCGAUGAGGAAGAUGUGCCACAACAGCAACAACAACAGCAACAGACAAAUGCCACAAACAAUAAACAAAAAUAU
Molecule: messenger RNA, 470 nt
Organism: Medioppia subpectinata
Lineage: Eukaryota; Metazoa; Arthropoda; Arachnida; Sarcoptiformes; Oppiidae
Source: the annotation of a GenBank genome assembly